Molecule: messenger RNA, 5646 nt
Organism: Trichomycterus rosablanca
Lineage: Eukaryota; Metazoa; Chordata; Actinopteri; Siluriformes; Trichomycteridae
Gene: fut8b
Product: fucosyltransferase 8b (alpha (1,6) fucosyltransferase)
Exons: 9
Coding region: 1-1746 (581 amino acids)
Biological process (GO): protein N-linked glycosylation
Cellular component (GO): Golgi cisterna membrane
Molecular function (GO): glycoprotein 6-alpha-L-fucosyltransferase activity; protein binding
Source: RefSeq, a predicted model, not a curated record
AUGCGCAUGUUGUGGUCGGCGUCCUGGCGCUGGGUGGCGCUGGUGCUCCUGGCAUGGGCGACUCUGCUCUUCUUCAUGGGCGGGCACCUGGUGAGAGAGAGCCAGCACACGCACGAAACCACGCACACGCGCCGAGAACUGGCCAACAUCCUGACCAAACUGGAACGGCUGAGGAACCAGAACCAGGAGCUGAGACGCAUGGCACAGGCACUGCGGACUCCUGAAGAACACUCGGUCUCUGCAGGUCGUUUACGUUCUUUAGAGAAUCAGUUGAUCAGAGCUCAGCAGGAGAUUCACUCGUGCCAGAGAGCGCUCGGAGACGCAGGUCCAGGUGGGGUGCAGGAGGAGUACAGGAGGAGGGUGGAGCGAGGGGUUCGAGAGUUUUGGUUCUUCCUCAGCAGCGAGUUACAAAAGCUGAGACACGACGAACCAGCAGCUCUACAGAAACAUACAGAUACACUCCUGCAUGACCUGGGUCAACAACAGAGGUCCAUCCUGACAGACCUGCACUACCUGAGUCGUGCUGAUGGAGUCGGUGACUGGAGAGAGAAGGAGGCGAAAGAUCUGACCACACUGGUACAGAACAGGAUCUCCUACCUGCAGAACCCCGCGGACUGCAGCAGGGCGAGGAAGCUGGUGUGUAACAUUAAUAAGGGCUGCGGGUACGGAUGCCAGCUGCACCACGUGGUUUACUGCUUCAUGAUCGCGUACGGUACGGAACGAACCCUGAUCCUCGAGUCCCACAGCUGGCGCUACGCUAACAACGGCUGGGAGACGGUGUUCAGACCGCUGAGUGACACCUGCACUGACCGCACCGGAACCUCCACCGGGCACUGGACGGGUGAGGAGCAUGAUGGCGACGUCCAGGUGGUGGAGCUGCCCAUCGUGGACAGUCUGCACCCCCGACCCCCCUACCUGCCCCUGGCAAUUCCCGAGGAUCUGGCGCCCCGACUUCAGAGGCUGCACGGCGAUCCCUCCGUCUGGUGGGUGUCCCAGUUUGUCAGGUACCUCGUGCGUCCUCAGCCAUGGCUGGAGAAGGAAAUGCAGGAGGCCGCCGUCAAGCUGGGAUUCGAACACCCGAUCAUCGGGGUUCACGUGAGGCGGACGGAUAAGGUGGGCACGGAGGCGGCGUUUCACCCCAUAGAGGAGUACAUGGUGCACGUGGAGGAGCAGUUCCAGCUCAUGUCCCAGCGCAAGCAGGUGGAUAAGAAGAGAGUAUAUCUGGCAACCGACGACCCCUCUCUGUUACAAGAGGCCAAGAGCAAGUACCCCGGGUACGAGUUCAUCAGUGAUAACGCCGUCUCACGGUCAGCAGGAAUCCACAACCGCUACACGGAGAACUCGCUGAAGGGCGUCAUACUGGACGUCCACUUCCUGUCCCAGACCGACUAUCUAGUCUGCACCUUCUCCUCACAGGUGUGCCGAGUGGCCUACGAGAUCAUGCAGACUCUCCACCCAGACGCUUCCUCGUACUUCUACUCCCUGGACGAUAUUUACUACUUUGGAGGACAGAACGCACACAACCAGAUCGCCAUCUACCCCCACCAGGCUCGCACGCCGGACGACGUUCCCCUGGAACCCGGGGACGUCAUCGGUGUGGCCGGGAACCACUGGGACGGCUACUCCAAAGGACUGAACCGCAGGCUGGGCCACACCGGCCUCUACCCGUCCUACAAGGUCAAGGAGAAAAUCGAGACGGUGAAAUAUCCCACAUACCCCGAGGCAGACAAACUGCUGAACUCAUAAACCGAGAAACAGCAGGAGACGGAAACGUCCAGCUCAGGAUAGAACGACGAGACAUCAAACGAGACAGAACGAGACAGACAGGGUGAGAACGAGCUCAAAAAUAUGAUUUUAUUUUCCUGUAAUGAGACGGAAGUGGAAAAGACUUUGUUCAUUAAAUAAAAACAGACACACGGAUAAAGAAAGGGACAAAAUGAGACAGAACGAGACAAAAAAGAGAAACAGGGAGAAUUGGUGUUAAAAAGAAAGACAAGACGUGAGAGAAAUGAGACAAGAAAUAGAAAAGAACCACUAAAAAGAGAAGUGGGCAGAAACAGAUGAAAGUAAAAGGAGACAUGAAGAGACGAACAUUUUAGAAUGAAGUUUAAUAAUAUACGAAGUGAACAGAAAAGCUUCUUAAAGAUUCAGAAAGACCUCAAAAAGAAAGACGGAGAUAAAAAUAAAAUAUAGAAUAACUGGGACAGACAGGAACAGGGUACAGAAAAAGACAGAAAGUAUAUAGAGACAGACAUAAAGAAAUAAAAACUAUGUACAGAGACAAAGACUAAAUAAGAGAGAGAGUCAUAAAGACAAAAAGAACAGAAAUACAACCACAGGGACAAACAACUGGAAAAAGACAAAAAAAAAGGGACAAAAGAAAUCAACAAGAGACAGAACAGGACAAAAGGACAACACAAAAAUAUAGAGGAAUUGUUUAGGUAUAGAAAAUAAUAAACAAGGCGCAUAAUAAAACUGAAAUGAGAAACAAAGAGACACGAGGGAAUGCGAGACAAAUAGAAAGACCAAAGGCACGAGGCAGAGGUAGACAAAACAGACAGAAAGAGACACGAGGAGGAGUAAGAUAUAAAAAGACAGAGACAAAGAAACAUGAGGUAAAGCAGGACACAGAAAUACAUUAAGAGACAUGAGGUAAAGGAAAAACAAAUAGACAGAAAGAGAAAAAGAGGCACGAGGCAGAGCAGGACACGUAAAUACAGAAAGAGGAGAAGAAGUAAGAUACAAAAAGACAAGAGACAAACAAACAUGAGGUGGGACAGGACACAAAAAGAGACAAAGGGACAUGAGGCAGAGCAGGACACGUAAAUACAGAAAGAGUCAAAGAGGCAUGAGAAGAAAUAAAAUACACAGAGACAAAGAAACAUGAGGCAGGACAGGACACAUAAAGACAGAAGACAUGAGGCAGAGCAGGACACAAAACAACAGAGACAAAGAAACAUGAGGCAGGACAGGACACAUAAAGACAUGAGGCAGAGCAGGACACAAAACAACAGAGACAAAGAAACAUGAGGCAGAGCAGGACACAAAACAACAGAGACAAAGAAACACGAGGCAGAAGGCAGAACAGGACAUAAAAAGUCAGAAAGAGAAAAAGAGGCACGAGGCAGGACAAGACACAAAAUUCAGAAUGAGUCAAAGAAGCGUGAGGAGGAGUAAGAUACAAAAAGACAGAGACAAAGAAACAUGAGGCAGAGCAGGACACAAAAAGAGACACAAAAAGACAUGAGGCAAAGCAAGAUAAAUAGAAAGAGAAAAAGAGGCACAACGCAAAGGAAGACACAAAAGAGCCAAAGAGAUGAGGCAGAGCAGGACACAGACAGAAAGAGAAAAAGAGGCACAAGGCAAAUAAAGACAGAAAGAAACAAGGAGACAUGAGGAGCAGGACACAAAAAGAGAAAGACAUGAGGAGGAGCAGGACACGAAAACACAGAAAGAGACACGAGGCAGGGGAGAACCCAAAAAGAGAGGCAGAGGCAGAGCAAGACGAAAAGACAAAGAGAAAAGGAGGCACGAGGCAAAGGAAGACACAUAAAGACAGAAAGACAUGAGGCAGGACACAAAAAGAGAAAAAGAGGUAAAGCAGAGUAAGACACAAAAAUAGCCAAAGACAUGAUGCAGGACACAAAAAGGGACAAAGAGGUGAAGCAGAGUAGUACAUAAAAAGACAAAAAGAGACAUGAGGCAGAGCAGGACACUUCAAAACAGAAAGAGACAAUUUGCAAACCAGGAGACGAUGAGAUCAAAGAGUCAGAAAGAAAAAAGAAUCCUAAAGAGACAGAAGUCAGACAUCUGAAGACACAAAGAUAAAAAGACAGUAAAAUGAGUCAUGAAACAGAAAUGGACAAACAGAAAAAGACAGACAAAAACGUACAAAAGAAAAGAAGUGUGGAGACGAAAGGUGAAAGAGACGUCCAGACACGAGACACGAGAAGAUGAAGGAAAAAGAUAAAACCGAGGAGACGUGACGUGAUGAAAGAGAAUCAACAACACACACAUAAGCAGAACUCGGACCUUCAGGUCAUGUGAUCUCUUCUUCUAUAUGGAGUUUAAGAGACAUUGAGAUGAGUUCAGAAAUAUCUGGACACUCGCUGUGAGUUCAGGUGUGUAAAUAUGUGUGAUUUUUAAACCAAGAGACAAAAAACGGAGAUUAAAACUCAACAACCUGUACAGAAGUCAUUCAGAUAACCAGGACAAAAUAACCCGGACACACUGAGGAGACACCGAGGACAUUAAAGUGUGUGUUGUGGUACACAGUGCCCUGAUAGGACCUCUGGGAUAUGAGCGGGCACAGAGACGCUCUGUUCUGUAUUUAUUUGUUUCUUUUUUUGUUUAUUAAAUUAUUUAAUAAUCACGAGUGUUUUUAAAUACUGUUUCUAUAUCAGAUCUAAACAUGAGAACUUGGAGACUAGAACCUAAAACAUGUAAAACUAGAGAACUGAAGAACUAAAGGAACCGAGACUCAUGCAGGUGAAACUUCAGCUGUAGAAAUUAAACACAAACACAAAAACACAAAAGUUUUUUUUAUUUAGAACCAGUUCACGUCGACCAGUUACGAAAGACAGUGUAAACAUGUAAUACUAGAGGACUAAGAUCUAGAACGUUUAGUCUAGAAUUAAAAAUAGAGGACAAGAAAUAAAGAACUAGAGAAAAUGAAGAACUACAAAUAUAAAACUAGAGGACUAGAAAUGUAGAACUAGAGGACUAAGAUAUAGAACUUUUAGUCUAGAGCUAGAAUUAUACAACUAGAGGACUAAAAUCUAGAACUAGAGGACUAGAAUUAUACAACCAAAGGACUAAAAUCUAGAACUUUUAGUCUGGAACUAGAAUUAAAGGACUAGAGAUGUAGAACUAGACGACUAAAAUCUAGAACUUUUAAUCUAGAACUAGAGGACUGAAAUGUAGAACCAAAAGACUGAAAUGUAGAACUAGACGACUAAAAUCUAGAACUUUUAGUCUAGAACUAGACCUAAAGGACUAGAAUCUAGAACUAGAGGACUAGAGAUGUAGAACUAGAGGACUGAAGUGUAGAACUAGGAUUUAAAAUAAGUUAAAAGAAAGAACUGGAGGAUGAAGUAACAGGCAGUGAUGAGAUAUGAAGACAUUUAUUUAUUAUUUAUUUAUUGUUUAUUUAUUAGUUUAUUUAUUUAUUUAUUUAUUUAUUAGUUUAAUAGUUUAUUUAUUUAUUAGUUUAUUAGUUUAUUUAUUUAUUUAUUAUUUAUUUAUUUAUUAGUUUAUUUAUUUAUUAGGAUUUGAAGGUGAUGUUUCCCACUUUGGUUCCAUUCAUGGCAGGACAGCCGAUUACUGGUUACCCAUGAUUCAUCAGUCUAGCCAAUUUUGUAUCUCCAGUUCCCACAGAAAGGACUCGGAGCUCUCCACCUGGGAAUCGAACCCAGGACCUUUCCACUGUGAGGCGACGGUGUUACCCACCUCAGUGGAAACAAAACUGUGAAACUGUGAAGCGGUUUGAUGCCAAAAUGAUACGACAACCACCCGAGACCUAAAACGAUUGGUUUUCUGUUAAAGCAUCUGAUUCUGAUUUUAUAUUCUGGAGUCUAAAGUUUAUAGACGCCCUGUUUCUGGAACUCUUCUUUUUCUGUGACUGAAUGAUUAAAGUAUAAAGAUGAA